GGUUACACAGCCACUAGCUUAUAUCAAAAGCCGACUCCUCAUCAAAAAAAAAUAAUCGGUAACGCUUCCUCGGCAGGCCUCUCUUUUGUAUCUUAGCCUCCAAGUGUAGCCCACGACGACCAUGCCCCCAGUCGUCGUCGCCGCUGCCCUUCUCAUCGCUGUCCGAGUCGCGUCUCCUUCCGUUGUCCUCUUAGCCACUCUCUCCCUCAUCUCAACUAAGCGCCUGUCUCCGCCAUCUCCCAGUCCAAUAACUCCCGUCGUCGUCACAUCUCGCAUUCCACGGAGAACUCUCAUCUUAGCCCUCCUCACUCUUAGUGCAUUCACUUUCCUUGCAGAUGGCCUCGCAUACGUUGCCUAUGCUGUCCUCAAUAAACUUUGGCCUAAAGCCACUGGUAUAGAGAUCGCAAGUCUUUUGGGUUUGCUAGCGUAUGCCGGUUUGGCAGCACUUGGCGCAUGGAAAGACGCAAACGACGUCGAGAUAUGGAAUCGCAGACGCGUCAAGGUCGCAAUAGCAUUCGCACUCGCACUCGACAUCCUUCAGGCCGUCCUGUCCUUGAAGGGAACAGACCCCCAUCAUAUUUGUACCUCACCGCUCCGGUCGUGCGUCCCGAAUCUUUUGCACGGUGUCCUACCCCUCGCGCGCGUACUUGCACUCGUCCCUCUCCUCGUUGCACUCUUCUUCCCUCGCGUCGUUUACCUUUCAGCUCAAUCAAAUGGUUACACAGAAGAAGCCAACGAGACCGCUCCCCUCAUGUCACAACAUGUCCCACACGACUCGUUGCUGUUGCAACCAGAAGACGCGGACCCUGACGGCCCCAGUAGCACCGCCAAAUACGGCACUUUUGUGUCCAGAAGCGGCCCCACCACCCGCUGCGCAUCACCAAUUCCAGGCGUUCGGGAGCCAAGCAAGACAACCCCCCGCGAAGUAGCCGUCGAUCCUUCAUGGCGCGAACUCUUCACCCGCAUAUCCCGCCUCACGCCCCAUCUCUGGCCCUCCCACUAUCCAAAGCUGCAAUUCAUCGCAUUCAUCUGUUUCCUCAUCCUCAUCCUUGGACGCAUCGUGAACGCAUUGCUCCCUCUCACACUCGGCGCCCUCAUCACCACCUUCGACACACCCGGCAAAACCCCCUUGCCCUUAUUCGGCGCUAGUCCAUGGCCAUACCUCAUCACCUACGUCGUCCUCCGUUUCCUCGCCUCCUCAGGCGGUCUCGCAGCCAUCCGCGACGCACUCUGGAUCCCCCUCAUGCAAUACUCUGACCGCAGCAUGUCAAUGCUCUCCUUCAACCACAUCCUUGCGCUCUCCCUCAGCUGGCACACAAAACGCAAGACCGGCGAGUUACUCCGCAUUCUCGACAGGGGAAGUGCGGUCAACCGCGUUGGAGAGCUUAUCGGGUUCACGGUGGUGCCUGCACUCGUGGACGUGGUCGUGGCGCUUGUGGUGUUUGUGGUGAGGUUUGAGCCGGCGUUGGGCGCGGUGGUUGGCGUUGUGAUGGUAUCUUAUAUUUGGGCGAGUGUGUUGUUGACGAGGUAUAGGACUAGGAUACGGAGGCAGAUGAAUGAGCGGGAUGUGGUUACGCGUGGGAUCCAUACGGAUUGUCUGCUUAAUUACGAGACCGUCAAGUAUUUCGGUGGGGAGGAGUAUGAGGCGCAGAGGUAUACGGAGGCGAUUGGGGAGUAUCAGACUUUGGAGAGGAGGGUUGUUCUUUCUCUUAACCUCUUGAACCUCGUGCAGACGCUCAUCAUCACCACCGGUCUCCUGAUCGGUUCGUUGAUCGUCGCAUCGCGCAUCACAAAGGGUCAGAGCGAUACCAGCGACUUUGUUGUAUUCAUCACGUAUUAUGCACAGCUCUACUUCCCCCUUUCGAACCUGGGCGGCGUAUACCGCGCGAUCAACCAAAGCCUCGUCGACACCGAGAAACUCCUCCACCUCCUCAACGAGCCGACUGAAGUGGUCGAUGCACCUGACGCCAAGGAACUAGUAGUCACAAACGGUGAAGUCGAAUUUGACAACGUCUCCUUCUCCUACGACGACCAAACCUCCGCGCUGCACAACAUCUCCUUCAAAGUCCCCCGUGGCGGGCGCGUCGCGCUCGUCGGCGAGUCCGGCGCAGGCAAAAGCACACUCCUCCGCCUCCUCUACCGCUUCUACGACCUCCAACCCGGCCAAGGCCGUAUCCUCAUCGACGGCCAAGACAUCCGCACAGUGACACUCUCCAGCCUGCGCCGCGCAAUCGGCGUCGUCCCUCAAGACCCCGUGCUCUUCAACGCAAGCAUCGGGUACAACAUCGCGUAUGGCCAGCCGUCUAGCACGCCUCCGCCUGAGAGCACGAUCGUGGCUAGCGCACAAGCUGCGCAGAUGCAUGAUCGGAUUAUGAGUUUCCCUGAGGGGUAUGAGACGAAGGUUGGGGAGAGGGGUGUUAGGCUGAGUGGGGGGGAGAAGCAGCGAGUGGCUAUUGCUAGGACUAUGGUGAAGAACCCACGGGUGUUGUUGUUGGAUGAGGCGACUAGUGCUUUGGAUAGUGCUACAGAGAGGGGCGUGAUGGAGGGUGCGCUUGGGAGGCUUGUUGAUGGGAGGAGCUGUUUGAGUAUUGCACAUCGGUUGAGUACGAUUCGGGGGGCUGAUUUGAUUAUGGUUCUCAAGGACGGACGGAUCGUUGAACAGGGCUCACAUAGGGAGCUUCUUGAACUCAACGCCCUCUUUGCAUCCAUGUGGGCAGACCAGAUCAGCGCAUCUGAGGAUCCUAAAGGCACAGCUGGAUACGAUGUCGACGACGACGCACCUGUCGUAGAUAUCCCCGAGUCCGACACGCGGAGCACAGCAGUUGCCAUCGACUCCCCUCAAGUAAUCGCAGCGCCUCUCCCCUCUAAACCCGACAUACCCACAAGUGCCUCAUCGCCCAUUUCGUUCCCCAUGUCUUACGACGCCCCACAAGCAUUCCCGACGACUGCAUCCAAUUCCGACUCGCGCUCGAUCCAGAGCCACCCAGAGCGCUCUGCGAUACCUGCGCAUAUGCAGGGUGCGAGUGGGCAUGUCCACAGUGCAAGCGCGCAUAUCCAAGGUGCGAGCGUGACGUUUGAUCCGAGGACGGCUACGCCUCCGCGUGCGGCCUCUCCUGAACCGAGACGGGCGCUUUCGACGCAUAAUAUCCAGAGGCUUGCGAGGAAGAUCAGCUUGAGCGGGAAAGCGCCAAAGUUGCCUGGUGUGUUGAGGCGGGAUACGAGCUUGCGGGACGCGGUGUCUAGUGGAAGUGGUGGGAGUGGGAGUGGUGCGGGUGGGAGUGCGUCUACGCCUCCUGCUAGUGGAAGUGCGAGGGAGAGUGUGGAUGAGCCGCAGGUUGAGGUUUUGUCGAAGAAGGAGGAGAAGAAGAAGAAGAGGAAGAGUUUCAUUUGAGGGUAUUCCUUUUUCUUUUCUGUCUUUUUUUUGUCGUUGGCGUUUCGUUGUCUUCGGCAUCGGUUUUCAGCAUCGUUUACAGCGUUUUCUAGCGCUGCGUUGUUUUCCAGCGUCGUUUCUUUUCAUUUUCUUUUAUUCCCUUGUCAUGUUCCAACCACUUACUUUUGACGACCCCUGCGACGACUCACAUCAUCAUCUCAUCUUUUGACAUGCAUUAUGACGACAAGACUUGUGACUUUUGGAUCUUUGUGCUCACUGUUUUUCGAUGCAUAUACAUAUACACGUACACGUUGUAUCACUCGGUCGAAUGUUUUGUCACAUAUAUGCAUGGUUCUUGCAUUGUUAA
This is a messenger RNA of Suillus clintonianus, 3737 nucleotides long. RefSeq lists its product as uncharacterized. The coding region runs from base 122 to 3391 and encodes 1089 amino acids. Gene Ontology annotation, biological process: transmembrane transport. The transcript is spliced from 9 exons. Gene Ontology annotation, cellular component: membrane. Gene Ontology annotation, molecular function: ABC-type transporter activity; ATP binding; ATP hydrolysis activity. NCBI's taxonomy places the organism in Eukaryota, Fungi, Basidiomycota, Agaricomycetes, Boletales, Suillaceae. The record is from RefSeq and is a predicted model, not a curated record.